This is a messenger RNA of Lottia gigantea (owl limpet), 5022 nucleotides long. RefSeq lists its product as hypothetical. The annotation marks the transcript as partial. Gene Ontology annotation, cellular component: ubiquitin ligase complex; cytoplasm. Gene Ontology annotation, biological process: ubiquitin-dependent protein catabolic process via the N-end rule pathway; protein ubiquitination. NCBI's taxonomy places the organism in Eukaryota, Metazoa, Mollusca, Gastropoda, Lottiidae. The transcript is spliced from 42 exons. Gene Ontology annotation, molecular function: zinc ion binding; ubiquitin protein ligase activity. The record is from RefSeq and is a predicted model, not a curated record.
CCAGGGAAAGAAGAGCGAUUGGCUGAGAAGUUAUUAUUUCGACCAAUGGAGGAGUUUAUUUGUGAUGGUAAUCCAGAGGAAGUGUUUCGUAACUUGAAAGAAAAGGAUAAACCAUCACAGAUUUGUGGCCAUGGGUUUAAAACAGGAGAACCCACUUAUUCUUGCAGAGACUGUGCUACUGAUCCAACAUGUGUUUUAUGUAUCAGCUGUUUUCAGAAGAGUCCACAUAGAGAGCAUAGAUAUAAGAUGAGUGCAUCUGGUGGUGGAGGAUAUUGUGAUUGCGGUGACCCAGAAGCUUGGAAGAUUGAACCAUUCUGUGAACAACAUAAACCAAAGAUGGAGGCUGAUGAGGAUUUUAAUCCUAUGGAUGAGCUACCCAGUGAUUUGAGUGAUCGAGCCUCAGCGUUAUUUCUAUCAGCUUUAAAAUACUGUGUAGAUUUACUAACCUGGGAUGAAUGUGUUAAUCUACCAGAUGGAUUAGAACUAGAGGAGGAAGAUUUAGACAAUGUUUAUCAUUGUAUUUUGUUUAAUGAUGAAGUCCAUACAUACGAUCAGGUAAUACAAACAUUACAGAAAGCUGUAGAAUGUACUGAGAAAGAGGCUGAAGAUUUUGCGACAGUUGUUGAUAGAGAGGGAAGGACUAGUGUUCUUACUGGUGGAAAUGCUGAUUGUGUUAAAUCUAAAGAAAUAAUCCAGAAAAGUACAUCUCGACAAGGAAGGAAGCCUUUAAAAUGUUAUGUUAUGCAUUCAUCUGUAAUAGCUCACCAAAAUUUUGCCUUAAAACUCUUACACUGGCUCCAGGAGGUCAUCUCUAAAUCAGACGGACUGAGACGACUGUUUUGUUUGUUAUCUAUGCAGAAUAUGGAUGAUGAAUCAAUUUCCUCACUAAUGGAAAGAUUGUUACUGUCUGACACUCAACUGUGGAAAGCUGCUCGAGUUCAAAGUCAUCAACUUUUAAUGGCUGGUGUUCUCAUGGAUCAAGAAUGUAAGAAGAAAUUCGCAAUAAUUUUCACUAAACAUUAUCGAGCCUUAAUGAAUGAUUUCUGUCUGGACGAUCAUAAUCAUGAUGUGUCAGUUAUCUCCCUUACUGUACAGAUAUUUACCGUGCCCAGUCUGGCUCGAAUGCUGAUAAAGAAAUAUAACUUGUUAGAGACAAUACUCAGAGCUUAUCUUGAACCUUGUGAAAAGAAGAAAAAUGCCCAGGGUACGCUAUCCUUUGAUAGAAAUGAGAGAAAUCCAGUGUUUAAAAGAUCUUGGUAUAUGUUUUUUGAUCUCAAGUAUGCCCUAAUCUGUAAACCAGGUGAAUCUGAGUGGGAUGAAGAACUACAGACUAACUUUCUGAGAGGUCUUCAGGCUCUAUUAGAACUACUGUCAGCCAUGCAGGGAAUGGACUGCGUUCAAAGACAAACUGGUCAUCAUCAAGAGUUUGAACCUGAGUGGGAGGGUGCUUUUAAUUUACAGUUGAAACUAGAUGUUAAUUUGGUAUUAUUUGCUGAUUGGUGUUCUUCUAAUAAAUCAGUAUUAUUAAGAGCCUAUAAAGCUACAUUAGAUGCUCUGUAUAAACAUGAGAGACGUAGAGAAUUAUUUAGGUAUAAAUUGUUUAUUGUAGUUGGUAGCCAUUCUGUACGCUGUAUAAAAUACGAUGUUUCCAGUCAGCCUGUUUCUAUACAUUUACCUCUUACCAGAUUCCUAGCAGCUUUACAUGUUCAUCUAGAGAAGUUUGCUUUGAGUUUUAAUUCACCAGAGUUAACUACCUUGUUGGAGGUAAAACCUGUAGAUCUUAUUGAAGCACCACUACGUACUCAAGUUAUGAUAGCUCAAACACAAGCUGGUAUGUGGAGACGAAAUGGUUUCUCACUGUUAAAUCAGAUCCAUUUCUACCAGAAUGUAAGAUGUCGUAGUGAGAUGUAUGAUAGAGAUGUUAUAAUGUUACAGGUAGUUAUCUCCCUUUUCUCAAAAUAUUCCAGAGUUCAUUUAGCAGAAAAUUAUGAAAUGCUGGACUAUGAUAUACCUGGAGGUCAAGGUCAAGAAGAUUCCUUACGACAAACCAUAAUGUUAGCUGAAGAAUUCUUCAAUUUAUUGAUAGUUAUAUUAGAAGAAAGAUUUCUACCAGGAGUAGGUCAAGUCACUGAUAAAGAUGUAGUUAAAAGGGAGAUAAUUCAUCAGUUAUGUAUCUCGCCUAUGGCCCACAGUGAAUUAACUAAAGCCUUACCAGAAGAUGCAAAUCAUGAGACUGGUGUAGAAGAUGUUGUAAAAGAUGUAGCUGACUUCAAAAAACCAAGUGGUAAAGGAAAGGGAAAAUAUGAAUUAAAAGAAGAAUUCUAUGAUAGUUAUUGUCCAUUUUUCUAUCAUUAUUCCAAGGCAGAACAAAUUAAGUCUGAAGACGCUCAAAGAAAACGUAAAAAAGCAGCAAACAAAGAUCAAAGUCUGCCCCCACCCUUUCCUCCGUCGCUUACCAAACAAUUUCAACCAAUGGUUAACAUCCUGCAGUCAGAAGUCAUGAUCCAUGUAUUUCAAAUUAUAUUAAAACGUACUGCUGCAGCACGAUCGAGAUCUUGGUCCGAGCCACAGUUUGAAAGGGUUCUGUAUCUAAUAGGUUUAGGUCUACAUGAACAAGUUCGAGCUAUCCAUGAAAACAAUCCACAUUAUGAUUUUAUAUCUAUUGCUAUGAGAGAUUUUUUAAAGAAUUUUGAUGCUGUUAUUUCAGGUGACCACAGUAUUUAUAACUUGUUAAAAUCACUGGUAAACCAUGCUAACCUCACUCAGGAUCCAUCUAAAGAUCUACUAGCUUGGGUUCUAACUAAAUUUCGAGAAGUACGUCUGCUAAAAAAUCCUGACGAAUCUGCUGGAUUGGAACAUGUCAGUUCUUCAACAGAUUUGGCAGCGGAGGCAGAGAAGAAGAAGAAGGCUGAAAAGGCUGCAAAGAAGCGAGCCAAAGUGAUGGUGAAGUUAGCCCAGAUGCAGAAAGCUUUCAUCAAGGAUAAUACAGAAUUGUUUGAAAGUAUUUGUACAGAAAUGAAAUCUGCCGGUUCAGAUAUGGAUGUCAGUGAACCCUCACACACUGAUUUCCCAGUGGCCUUAGGUCAAGGUCGUAAUAACGUAGCAACAGCCAGUCCUACCAUGGCAACAUGUAUUUUGUGUCAAGAAGAACAGGAAGUGUGUGUAAAUGGUAAAGCCAUGGUUUUAGCUGCCUACAUACAGAGAUCAACAGUAUUAUCUCAGAACAGAACUAAACAUCUAGAAAAUGGGGACGAGUUUGACCCACUUUAUAUGACCUCUGACCUAUUUACAGGAACUAAAACUGGGUCAUGUGGUCACAUUAUGCAUCAUGAAUGUUGGCAAAAAUACUGUGAGAUGAUAAUAGCUGAAGAGAAAAGAAGACCAUUGAGAUUUCGUCAAGCUUUAAGUUUUGAUAUUGAUAAACAAGAAUAUCUAUGUCCACUGUGUGAAUCAUUGAGCAAUACUGUGAUGCCUAUUGUCCCUUCCCUUCAUAAACUAGUUACUCAUAAUAUCAAUGAAGUAGAUUUAACAUUUGAUGACUGGUUAGAUGGUAUACAGAAAACAGUAGAGAAUAGUAUACAAAAACAACAUGAUCAACAGUCACAAGGUAUGAAGACAUUUAUUUCAGCUCCAUUACAUGGUUGUUUUUCUGAAGGAAUGAGAGAAAUGAUGAAAAAGUUUGCAAGAGAUGUUUAUUGUUUUGGUUUAGGAGUAGAACCAGAUGAUGAAAAUGGAAGAGUACCAAUCAUGGCUUGGUCAACUUGUGCCUUUACUAUACAAUCAAUAGAACAAACAUUAGAACUAGAGAAGAAGGCCCUGUUUGAUGCUGUACCAUCACGCCAAUCAGAGUUAUUAAGUUCUCUAGUGAAAUAUUCAGCUGUAUGUAGUCAAGUGAUGCCAACUGAUACAGUUAAACAACAUUGUGUUAGAUUAUUAACAGCCUUAAUUCCUCAAGAGAAGUUAAAAUUAAAAUCAGAAUGUCCGAGUAUAGUGGAUCUUGAUAUGUUCCAUUAUUUAGUGAUACUGGGAAUGACUCUACCUACUCUGUAUGCCGAGCAGCAACAAUCUUCUAUCUCUACUAUACCAUCAGGUGGUUUAAAUGAUAAUCAUGCUUUACAUUUAGUUUUAACAGCUCAUCUCGUACAGAUAUUACUCACUUAUAAUCCGCAACCUAAUGGUAUGAAUAAUCCAUCUUAUUUUCUAUCUUUCAGCAUCAUGUCUGAGAUUUCUCCAUCACCAUGGCAACUAAAUCAGUAUAUUCGUAGAGCUGUGAGUCCGUUUCUACGCUGUGCUACUAUAUUCUAUCAUCAUUUAACUGGUAUCCCUGCUCCACCAGAACUACAAGAGACUAGUACUGGUAGUAAUGUAGAAUUUGAUGUGUUAUGUAAAUAUCUAUCCCUACCUACAACUUUAACAUGUUUAUUAGAAUCCAGUGGUAAAACCAUAUCAGCUCUUAUACAAAGCUGGUGUAAAAGCAGUAAAACGCAAGAGAGAAUGACCGCCAGCAGCCAACCUGUGAUAUCUUACCCUAGACCUGUCAAUCAACUAGUGCACCUCCCAGAUGAUUACAGUCAACUUAUUAACCAAGCUUCAACUUUCACUUGUCCUAAAUCUGAUGGUGAUGACAGUCAAGCACCUACAAUGUGUUUAGUUUGUGGAACUACUCUCUGUUCUCAGAGUUAUUGUUGUCGUACCAAUAUAGAUGGCUUACAAACACCGGUCGGGGCAGCCACAGCACAUGCUCAUUACUGUAAUGCAGGAGUUGGCAUCUUUUUAAGGGUGCGUGAGUGUCAGGUAUUAUUACUAUCAGGACGUAUUAAGGGAUGUUUCGUUCCUCCACCAUAUUUAGAUGAUUAUGGUGAAACAGAUCAGGGAUUGAGGCGUGGUAACCCUCUUCACUUGUGUCCUGAUCAAUAUAAACACCUUCAUUCAAUCUGGUUUAAACACUCGAUACCUCAAACUAUAGCACAUAGUAUCCAGUUUAAUAAAAGUUUCCCUGCUAUAGACUGGCAUAACCUUUAA